Aricia agestis (brown argus) is the source of this 1021-nucleotide messenger RNA. RefSeq names its product ADP-ribosylation factor-like protein 1 (gene Arl1). The coding region runs from base 53 to 595 and encodes 180 amino acids. The record is from RefSeq and is a predicted model, not a curated record. Gene Ontology annotation, biological process: intracellular protein transport; vesicle-mediated transport. Gene Ontology annotation, molecular function: GTP binding; GTPase activity. Gene Ontology annotation, cellular component: Golgi apparatus; cytoplasm. Lineage: Eukaryota; Metazoa; Arthropoda; Insecta; Lepidoptera; Lycaenidae. The transcript is spliced from 5 exons.
UAUAUAUAUAUAUUGUUAGUCAUCUAAUGUUUUAUUAGGCUAAGCUUACAGUAUGGGUGGCUUAUUUAGUUAUUUUAGAGGACUGCUUGGUGCCCGUGAAAUGAGGAUUCUUAUCCUCGGUUUGGACGGCGCCGGGAAGACAACAAUAUUGUACAAACUGCAAGUAGGGGAGGUAGUCACCACUAUACCCACCAUAGGAUUUAACGUCGAACAAGUUACAUACAAAAAUUUAAAGUUUCAAGUGUGGGACUUAGGUGGGCAAACAAGUAUAAGACCUUAUUGGCGAUGUUACUAUGGCAAUACAGAUGCAAUAAUAUAUGUGGUAGAUUCAGCGGACAGAGAUCGAAUAGGAAUAUCCAAAGAUGAACUUGUGCACAUGUUACGGGAAGAGGAAUUAGCAAAUGCAAUUCUUGUGGUGCUAGCAAAUAAGCAGGACAUGGCAGGAUGUCUGACUGUAGCCGAGGUCCACCAGGCGUUAGGGCUGGAUGCACUCCGGGACAGAACGUUCCAGAUCUUCAAGACAUCAGCGGUGCGGGGGGAGGGCCUCGACCAGGCCAUGGACUGGCUAUCCAAUGCGUUACAGGCUAGGAAAUAACAAUAAAGACCAAUAAGUAUGAAGCAGCGACGUGUGAGGCGUGUGUGUUGUAUAGCCAUGGUUAUACCAAUAGAAGAUACAUAGCAUGGAACGAGCUGCCUGCCAUCGAGCAUAACAUAGUCCAAACCACAAAGCAAGUCGCAAAACUUCAGAGUAAAUAUCAAAAUUUGUAAGAAAUUUUGUUAGUCGCGACAUGGUUUGGAGUUUGGAGCUGCUUUACUUUGAUACAGAAGCGUCAGAUAUUGCGGCCUGGUUUGAAUUAUUAUGUUAACAUUUACCUACUGGAUGGGCUAAGCUAGCAUCAAAAUCAAGUGACACUGGCGCCCGAGCGCGUCCCCCGUUUAACUGUAUCAUUGUGAAAAGUGUGCACCUGUGCAUUAGCCCGGGCGCGCACUAGCGGCCAGGUUGCCGCGGCCAUCGAAAGUA